AUGGACGAAAACGAUUCUCGAGGUCUUUUGAAGUAUGUGCUUGGGUUUUUCGCUAGAAAACGACCGGAGAGGUCUGCGCAGCCCGCGUCGUUGAGAUCGCGCACACGCGAAGCCUGGCUUCGGACGGAUGCAUAUCUGCAGCAUGAUGCCGACGACUUGGACGAGGUUGAUCCUGAACGUCUUGCAAAGGUCUUGCGUGUAUGUGAAGACUAUUUUCAGUACGACUCUGCCCGAGAACCAGACUUUCAUGAUGUGCCGUAUCCGAAGCUUCAGAUGAUGCGCAGCGUGAUCGAGCGUCCGAGUCGAAACUCGCAUUCCAGCCCUGAAAUCUCCAUUCGCCCUGGUAAACGAAGAAGAGAAAGUGAAGCUGUCAUUCAAGAACUGGCAGAUUUGUCCAGUGACGCUAAGAGACGCCGGGUGCUACCUCGGGAAAAGCCAGCCACAUGCGAUGACCCCGAAGACCCAAAUGCGGACUUCGCCGUGCUAAUGAGAAGACGUUUAUUAUCCUUGAACAAUGCGUUACGAAGGGAUUGGAUCUGUGUUUGCCACAAGUGCUCUGGACUAAGCGUUCGACUUUCGCUGCCACGACAAAAGAAGGAUCUGAAGGUCGAGUCGUGCUUCGAAGUGUUCUUCGGCGUACGGUCUCUUCUUGCGGUAGAGUUGCAAGAAGCCAGAAUAACUGUCAAGAGCACAUCUGAGCCUCUAACUUGCGACGCCUCCGAUUGUGCCCACAUAUGUCAAAGCAUUACAGAGUCUCUUGGCCAAGCAAAUUGCUUGAAUUUUGCUCUUGAAGAUGGAAGGUUUCAGAGGCUUCGUCCGCAGCCGAAGACCUUUGGUGGUGAUCGCACGUCUGGAACAGUUUCCUUGUCGGCAUUAUUCAAGCGUCAGCAGGAACUAUGCGGUGGCUCAUCUGCAUUGCCAUUCAAGGGUAAGCGGAUUUUGGCCGUAACUCUGGCUACCGCGCUUCUUCCAUUUCUGGAGACACCGUGGCUGCAGCCUUCCUUCAAUCACUCAAAGAUUCUGUUCUUUGAGCCACUGCAGAGUGGAGAAUUACCAGAUAUUACGAAACCUUUCCUCGCCAUGGAGCACAUCCCAAUCCAUUCAAACCGCAGUGAAAAUACUGGCGUCGGUUCGGAGAACUCUAAACACAGGGUACACCCCAAUGCCAGUGUGCUAGCGCUUGGUAUACUCUUGUGCGAGCUUCAUUAUUGCACACCCGUGGACCUGAUGCAGAAGGACUCGUCCACCACCAGAAAUGUCAAUACUGACUAUUAUACCAGUCUUGAAAAGCUUAAAUCUUUGGAAGCUGAUGCUAGCGUUGAUUACUAUCUUGCUACCAAGGCAUGCCUGCAGUGGGAGUACUUACCCCCUGGACAGCAGGCUGACUUUGAAUCGGUCAGCGUACAGCGCCUAUUUUACCAAAAUGUUGUCAAGCGGCUUGAGGCUGAGAUACUCAAUGGGUGGAAACUUCGAUUGGAGGACCUGGGCUCAUUUGAGUCUCAAGAGAAUAGGCUCCGCUGGGGCUCCAUCGGCUGCGAGGUUGUGCGCCAUCGAACAGACAAGGCGGACUCACAUGAUAAAAGUAUCGGUGCCCAGGCAAUUCCGGAUCGUUCUAAUUCUGACGUCACGCCCGCGGGUUACACAUCGUUCACCUCAGAUAUGGCUCUACAUAUGGCGACACAGCCUCCUUUGAAAACGCAACUAAGCGGACAUCUGGCGGAGCCGCCAGCGAAGAGCUUGUGUUUCUUUGAUGCAAGCUACCAGGCGAGUUGUGAAGAAGAGAGUCAACUUUCGCAACAAUGGAUGGACAACCUUCUGUCUUCCAUUCAUCGCUUUGUUGACCCUUACGAAUCGGUCGAAGCCGGACCCAGAGCCUUCGAACCGGUGCGGAUAGCGAUCCUAGAUUCCGGGUUCGAUCCUGAAAAUCCACUUCUAAUGAUCGAAAAUGGACAACUAGAUCCACGAAUCAAGGCCGCGCGAAGCUUCAUCGCUGAUACAAAACCAGAAGACAUCCGAGACGAGAUCGGGCAUGGCACUCAUGCUCUUGGACUUCUGCUCAAAGUUGCCACGUGUGCUGAGAUCUAUAUCGCCAGAAUCGCGCAUCGAGAGACACUCGAUCUUUCCGAAUGGAAAGUGGACAUCAUCUCGAUGUCAUUCGGGAUUCGUGAACACAGCCAGCCAAUAAAAGCAGCCAUAGCCAAUGCUAUACACUGUCAGACAUUGUUAUUUUCGGCGGCAUCGAAUGAUGGAGCGAACCUUGGCAGGGCCUAUCCAGCUCAAGAUCCCAGCGUCUUUUGUAUUCACUCAACUGAUGGACAUGGUAAUCCUUCCAUGUUCAACCCGACCGCAGACGACAAAGACGUCAACUUCAGUCUACUUGGGGAGUGCGUCUCCUCUCAUUGGCCAGUUGGCAAAGAUGGCCGCGGUCAAACUGUCAAGGUCCUGUCAGGUACAUCGGUCGCAACCCCUAUAGCCGCUGGGCUGGCAGCAUCGGUUCUGUCCUUUGUCCGACAGCAAGACCAACAUAUCAAACCAGGCAGUGAGCCACUGGGGCCGUGGCUAAAGGAUUUUGGCUCAAUGGAUGCGGUUCUGAGGAGUAUGGUCAGGCAUACAAGAGGAGCAGGCUAUCACUACCUCACGCCCCAUGUAAUGUUUGAUAGAGAGUCGACAAGGAAGCAUGUCUAUGAAAAGAUUGAGGACAUCAAGAAACACAUGUAUAGCUAG
Messenger RNA from Aspergillus japonicus CBS 114.51, 2724 nucleotides. Its product is annotated as S8/S53 family peptidase. The record is from RefSeq and is a predicted model, not a curated record. Lineage: Eukaryota; Fungi; Ascomycota; Eurotiomycetes; Eurotiales; Aspergillaceae. The transcript is spliced from 5 exons. Bases 1 to 2724 code for a protein of 907 amino acids. Gene Ontology annotation, biological process: proteolysis. Gene Ontology annotation, molecular function: serine-type endopeptidase activity.